AUGGUCUGGGAUUCUCUCCACAAUAUAGCCCUGAUGUUAUGCCUAUCAUUCGUAAAACUAUUGUCGAAACCAGGAGAUUUCAACACCACCUUAGAGAACUCGGCGGUCUCAACGUGCGGUUCUGUUAUCGGAAUGGACAUAAGUCUCAAGAAGGUAUUAAUAGUGCCACAGAUGAAAUUAAGAAAAGGCUUCGGAAGCAGAUUUCGAAUGGGAGUUUUCAAGUUGGGUUCUUUGGCGAAAGAGAAUUUGAAGUCGUUGAAGCGGAAGAUAAGUGACCUUAAAGAGGGUGUGGAAAGCAGUGAAGAGAAUCAUCAGCUUGCUGAUCAUCAUUUGAAAACGCUUGCAGACAAGUUGUAUGGGUUAGAAAACGUUACUGGUAGUGAUUUUACCAUUCAGAAGAUUGGAAAGGCGCUUCAAACUAAGUUUAGGUCUCAGAUACAAGAGCCCAUCAACACUGCUAUCCAACAAGUUGAGUCAAUUUUGGGGGAGCUUGGUGGGAAUUUCCGUAACCUAAAAGCGGAAUAA
Babesia bigemina is the source of this 525-nucleotide messenger RNA. RefSeq lists its product as hypothetical. The coding region runs from base 1 to 525 and encodes 174 amino acids. The record is from RefSeq and is a predicted model, not a curated record. NCBI's taxonomy places the organism in Eukaryota, Apicomplexa, Aconoidasida, Piroplasmida, Babesiidae. The transcript is spliced from 2 exons.